AUAGCAGGAGAGCUGUGGGUCCUGUAGGGGGCGACACUUACGCUCUUUCUGCAGCACUGAUGAGGUGAAUGAUGCAAUAGGUGCAGGUCACUGUGCUGGAGUUGAACGUUCUGCUGUUCCUCAAGGUCACAGUGCACUGGAGUGUCCGGAACAGGCGGUUACAGAGCGAAAAUUCGGGAAUUACACUGCCUGCCAAAAGUUUGGGGACACAUCUUUUAAAAAUCUCAGAGUGGAGGCUGUGAUGGCUGAUCCUGUGAGGAGGCUGCUGACCGGGUCUCCCGGGGGCGGAGCCCAGGCAGACGAGGGGGUGGAGGAAGGGGGCGGGGCCAGAGAGCGUAAAACUCGAGUGGAGAUGAAGCUCGUCCAACCAAGAUCAGAGGACAGCUCGGAGGUGGGGCUUACUAAUGACAUCACAGCUAUGAUGCUACGGCAUCAAGUGGACCGCAGGAAGGCCGCUCUGUAUCUCACACUGAUCGGCCUGCUCAUAUUCACCACAGCGUUCCUGCUGGGUUACGUCUCGUUCCGUGGAAUGUGCCGCUUGUGUGUGGAGGAGGGAGAGAUGGUGCCGGUGGAGGACCCCGCCGGACCGGACCAGUCCGCGGGGGGAGGGGCGAUGUACCUGGGGGAGCUGAGGGACAUGCUGAAGAAAUACCUGAACGAGGAGAAGAUAGAGAGCACAGUCCGGCGCGUGAGCAGAGCGACCCACCCGACAGGCUCCGCAGAGGGAAACGCUUUAGCCAGUGAGAUUCUGCAGAGCUUCCAGAAACUCCACCUGGACCACACCUGGACAGACUCGCACUACGCUACACUGCAGUUCCCCUCCAGGACUCAGAGGAAUGCUCUGUGGUUGGUGGAUGCAGAGGGGGUGGAGCUAGAGGAGAUUUCUUUAGACAGUGCUGACUACUGCGCGUACAGCGCUACGGGAACAGCCACGGGGGGUGUGGUGUAUGUAAAUUACGCUCGUCAGGAGGAUUUUGAGCAGCUGCGGGCUCUGGGCGUGGCUCUGAACGACUCUAUCGCCAUGGCGAGGGUGGGAGGAGGCGUGUCCUUUGCUGAGAAGGUGUGGCAUGCACAGGAGGCGGGGCUUGUGGGAAUUCUUAUUUACCCUGAUCCUGCGGACAUCCCACAGGAUCCGCGGCGACUUGGUCUCCAUGGCAACGCUGUGAUCUCCGAGCACGUACACCUGGGCUCAGGUGAUCCUUUCACACCUGGAUUUCCCUCCUUUAACCACACCCAAUUCCCGCCCACACAGUCCUCAGGCCUGCCACUCAUCCCGGCUCAGCCAAUCAGUGCCAACGUCGCCUCCAAACUGCUGAGUCAGUUAGUGGGCGUGGCGUGUCCGCGGGGCUGGCAGGGUCGGUUGCCGUAUGUGCGGUGUGUUGUGGGUCCGGAGUUCUCUGUCGGGGGCCGCCAGGUGAAGAUGGCUGUGUAUAACAGCAUGAGCCCCGUCCUGCUCAACAACAUCUUCGCCUCCAUCGAGGGAAAGACUGAACCAGAUCAGUAUAUAAUAAUGGGGGCUCAGAGGGACGCGUGGGGUCCGGGGGCUGUGAAGGCUGGAGUGGGAACAGCCGUCCUGCUGGAGCUCGCACGCACCUUCAGCACCAUGCUGCAGAACGGCUUUUACCCCAGACGCAGUCUGCUCUUCGUCAGCUGGGACGCUGGAGAGUUUGGAAAUGUUGGUGCCACCGAGUGGCUGGAGGGUUACCUGUCCAUGCUUCACCUGAAGGCUGUGGCCUAUUUCAGUCUGGACCAGGCAGUUAUGGGUGAUGAUGCUCUGUCUGCGUACACCAGUCCUCUGCUGGCCGACCUCAUCGAGGGAGCCAUCAAACAAGUUGACCACCCGAAGCACUCCGGUCAGUCCAUCCUGUCUCUGGCCGAAGCUCAAGGCGGCUGGAGGAACAGGAUUGUGAAGCCGCUGUAUCUGAACAGCGGGGCGUACAGUUUCACGGCGUUUGGAGGAGUUCCUGCCAUGGAGCUACGCUUUCACGAGGAGGGCCGUGUGUACCCGUUCGUGAACACUCAGCUGGACAGUGCGGAGCGUGUGCAGGAGCUGCUGCAGGGUCGGCUGGGUGUGGUGGGCCGGACGGUGGGGGAAUUGGUAGGACUGAUGGUCCUCAAACUCACACAUGACCUCAUCCUCCCCCUGGACGUCACCUGCUACAGCACUGCUGCCCUGCGGCUCAGCGCUCAGCUCAACCAGCUCUCGGCUGAGCUCCAGGUGCGGGGGUUGUCUCCUCAGUGGGUGUACAGAGCGAGGGGAGAUUACAGCAGAGCAGCUAAAACCCUGCAGGAGGCCAUAAAGGACACCGACAUUCAGGACGAGAGGAUGGCCCGACUCUACAACACGCGCAUCAUGAGGGUGGAGUACUACUUCCUGUCUCAGUACGUGUCGGUGGUGGAGACUCCGUUCCGUCAUGUUCUUCACGGUCGUGGUGACCACACUCUGAGCGCGCUCACUGAGCACCUGGCCCUGCUGCGCUCUCAGCCUCAGCUCUUCAACGAGGCCCGCUUCCGGCAGCAGCUGGCUCUCUUCACCUGGACCCUGCAGGGGGCAGCAAACGCACUCAGCGGAGACGUCUGGAACAUAGACAACCCUUUCUAGAAAACCUAACCCACUGCAGAAAACAACUAGCCAUCAAAACCGAUUGUAGAAUACAUAGAACCUUCACAACCCAUUCUAGAACACCCAGAACCAUCACAACCCAUUCUAGAAAACAUAGAGCCUUUUUUAGAAACUAAGACCUUUUCUAAAACCACAACAUUAAUAUCUCAUUCUAGAACCAUCACAAACGGUUCUAGACAAUUUAUAACCAUGCUAACUCAUUCCAACAACCCACAGUGGCAGUGCAGAAUUACUGAAAUCAUCUCAACCCAUUCUAGAGCAUCCAAAGCCUUCACAGUGCCAUUGUAGGACCCUUUUAAUCUUCACAACAACAUUCACAACCCAAUCUAGAACCUUUACAACCCAUUGCAGAACAUCCAGAACAUUCACAACCUAUUCUAGAGCUAGACGAAGUCCCUUUAAAUCUUCACAGUUAAUUCUAGAACAUCUGCAACCUUGCCAACCCAUUCUAGAACACUUAGAACCUUUAUAACCUGUUUUGGAACACCUAGAACCUUCACAGAACCCUCACAACCCCUUUUAGGACAUCCAAAACCUUCACAAUUCGUUCUAGAGCUGCACACAGACUCCAAGAAGACAGUUUUAACAUUUAUAACCUGUAUUAGAACACUUAGAAGCUUCAUACAUAGAACCUUCAUCCUUUCUAGAGCAUCCAAAACCUUCACAACCCAUUUCAGAGUUCAUUGAUCUGGAACUUUACUCAGUGGACUCGUUCAUGAGGUCGGAGCCUGAAACAGGGCUCGGUUGAUAAGUUAAUGUGUGUGUGUGUGUGUGUGUGUGUGUGUGUGUGUGUGUGUGUGUCUGGCAGAAAGAGGUCUCCCUGUUCUGACUGAGCACCGAGGUUCUCUUUGUUAAUUGAUUGUUAAUUAACAAUUAUGAUUAAGUUGCAAUUCUUUUUUAUUACUACGUGAUAAUAAAGCUGUUAUUAAUAUAAGCAGUAAUUAUCGAGAGCAGUGACUCUCAUAAUUAUGACAGUCAUACUGUCGUCCAAUCAAAAAGCAGCAUCUGCUAUCAAUCAGCUCUGUGAUGUCAUAGAGACUUGGGGUCACGUGACCCCUCAGACUCUGACGUCACCGGGCACUGUUUUGCCAGCCGUAGUGGAGUUCACCAGUGACAUCACUUCCUGUGUAGCUGUACAGGGUAAAGUCCAGCAGCACAGAUGUGAGCCUGUCUGUCUGACGAUGUGUUUGUGUUCUGAUUAUUGAUCUGCUGUUGAUCAGUGCGACACAGCAGGCUGGUGUGACUGACUCCAAUAAAACCUUCAGUUCUUUCAGCAAAAAUA
Colossoma macropomum (tambaqui) is the source of this 3905-nucleotide messenger RNA. It is a transcript of the gene tfr2, whose product is annotated as transferrin receptor 2. NCBI's taxonomy places the organism in Eukaryota, Metazoa, Chordata, Actinopteri, Characiformes, Serrasalmidae. Gene Ontology annotation, molecular function: transferrin receptor activity. Bases 242 to 2602 code for a protein of 786 amino acids. The record is from RefSeq and is a predicted model, not a curated record. The transcript is spliced from 18 exons. Gene Ontology annotation, cellular component: external side of plasma membrane. Gene Ontology annotation, biological process: endocytic iron import into cell; transferrin transport.